Messenger RNA from Aspergillus nidulans FGSC A4, 1893 nucleotides. It is a transcript of the gene mrh4, whose product is annotated as ATP-dependent RNA helicase. The coding region runs from base 1 to 1893 and encodes 630 amino acids. The transcript is spliced from 2 exons. Gene Ontology annotation, molecular function: RNA helicase activity; nucleic acid binding; ATP hydrolysis activity. Gene Ontology annotation, cellular component: mitochondrion. Lineage: Eukaryota; Fungi; Ascomycota; Eurotiomycetes; Eurotiales; Aspergillaceae. The record is from RefSeq and is a predicted model, not a curated record.
AUGAACCGGUUAGGCGGGCUGUCCUUGCCCUUGAGGCCAGUAUGUCUGUUCUGUCGAGCUCAGACUUCCCUUGCCCUGUCUCCUCUUCAGGGAGGACAGGCUGUACGAUCGAUUGCCACAGGGCGCCUCCGCCGCAGAGCCCGCAUGACUCUCUCUAAAGAUGUCGCCAAAUCAUCCCUCAAGCCGAAACGAACAGACCGCGGUAAAUUAGGGCCGUUUCCCAACAUGAAUCAGACACGAGCGCGAGUUCGUGAAGAUCCAAGGUCACGGUCACCGGCCGCCUUGAAACGUUCCGGAGAGACAGAAGAGAAGCCAGCGAUGAAUACCGAAAGUCCGCUUUACAAGGCCCUGAAGAUGCAGACUGCUCUAGCACCUAUCUCCUACGGAAAACGAACAGCAAUCAAAGCCAAGAUUGCAGAAAUCACGAGCUUCGAUGCCUUCACUCUCCUUCCCAUUGUCCGGAAUUCGAUUUUCUCGCAAGCCCUUCCUGGGAUAGCCGAUGCUGUUCCCACUCCUAUCCAACGAGUCGCCAUACCAAGACUUCUUGAAGAUGCUCCAGCGAAGAAGCAAGCUAAGAAGGUGGACGACGAUGAACCUCAGUAUGAGCAAUACCUUCUCGCCGCGGAGACCGGUUCGGGGAAGACGCUAGCAUACUUGAUCCCUGUGAUUGACGCGAUCAAACGCCAAGAGAUACAGGAGAAAGAGAUGGAGAAGAAGGAGGAGGAAAGGAAGGUGCGAGAGAGAGAAGAAAACAAGAAGAACCAAGCAUUUGAUUUGGAACCGGAAAUUCCCCCGCCAUCUAACGCAGGCAGACCGCGGGCAAUCAUUCUAGUACCAACAGCAGAAUUGGUUGCCCAGGUUGGAGCUAAGCUCAAGGCUUUCGCACACACAGUGAAGUUCAGGUCUGGUAUUAUUUCCUCUAACCUGACUCCUCGUCGAAUCAAGAGCACUCUCUUUAACCCCGCCGGGAUCGACAUCCUCGUCUCGACACCGCAUCUACUGGCUUCUAUCGCGAAAACGGAUCCCUACGUGCUCAGCCGUGUCAGCCACCUCGUACUGGAUGAGGCUGACUCCCUCAUGGAUCGAUCCUUCCUGCCAAUAUCAACGGAAGUUAUCAGUAAAGCAGCCCCGUCGCUGCAGAAGCUCAUCUUCUGUUCUGCCACCAUCCCCCGCAGCCUCGAUUCUCAGCUCCGCAAACUCUACCCGGAUAUUUGGCGUUUAACAACACCUAAUCUGCAUGCCAUCCCUCGGCGCGUACAGCUGGGCGUAGUUGACAUUCAGAAAGACCCAUACCGCGGGAACCGGAAUCUCGCCUGCGCGGACGUGAUCUGGUCUAUUGGCAAAAGCGGAGCAGGGAGCGAUGAGGCCGGCAGCCCGUGGUCUGAGCCGAAGACUAAGAAGAUUCUCGUCUUUGUCAACGAGCGCGAGGAAGCCGACGAGGUUGCGCAAUUCCUCAAAUCGAAAGGUAUCGACGCCCAUUCAUUUAACCGCGACUCAGGCACCAGAAAACAAGAAGAGAUUCUCGCCGAAUUCACCGAACCAGCCGCCGUCCCCACCGCGGAAGAAAUCCUGCUCGCCCGCAAGCAGCAGCAACGCGAAAAUAUUAACAUUCCCUUUGUGCUUCCUGAACGGACAAAUCGAGACACUGAACGCCGCCUUGAUGGCGUCAAGGUCCUUGUCACCACCGACAUUGCGUCACGCGGUAUCGACACCCUAGCCUUGAAAACCGUUAUUCUCUACCAUGUUCCCCACACAACUAUCGACUUUAUCCAUCGUUUGGGUCGUCUAGGACGUAUGGGUAAGCGUGGACGGGCGGUUGUUUUGGUUGGCAAGAAGGACCGCAAGGAUGUGGUCAAGGAGGUUCGUGAGGUCUGGUUUGGUUUAGACUCAUAA